GCGUCCUACACCCCACUCGGAGGACCAUCGCCAGGAAGACACGCUCACCAUAUCGUGCACCGCCUGUGAAUCGACUGUCGGCCGCAUGGUUUACCUUCUGCCUUGCGGGGACCUCGCCUGCCCGUCGUGCUUUUCUUCAAGUGUAGCCGCCGUCUCCGUGUCCCGUGGACAGGCCAAGUGCCCCGCGUGCCUCGAGGUUGUAACGUCCUUUCAGCCGUACGACGGCAGUCGCCACGUCGGUGUCCGCCCUCUCAAGCGCAACAAGAUCGCGGAGGAGCCUUCCAAGCCUGGCCACACCAUCGUCAUGCGUAUCGACAAUGUCGCCUGGGAUAUUGAACCUCACAUCGUCGAGGCCUUCCUUCCGCCGAAUUCACUCCCUCCCGAUCACCCUCAUCCAAUCCACAUUUGCAUUGAUCGUCUUGAUGGUCGGACCAAGGACUACAUGUACAUCGAGGUUCAGUCCAGAGCGGCGGCCAGGCGGGUACUGCAGAAGUGCCAGAACACAUACAUGUCCGGCGGUCGUGUCACUCGUGGCCGCAAACGUGCUGUGACCAUUUCUAUCGUCACUCAUGAAGAACUCUUGAAUGAACUUCGCCCGACCGGCAAGGCCGAACUCGUGUCGCUUCUUGACUUGUGUGUGGCGACCCUCACUGCACCCACCCCCGCCCUGCGCAUCGACUCAAAGGGCCGCGGCCGCCUCCAAGCAGUACUCAGCACCAACGGCAAAAUUCACUACAUUAAGUAUCGUCAGGCGCCCUAUCACGCAUUGAUGAGUAUCUUGUGCAAAUUGAAGGGCAAGAACUCGCCUACCUACUGGGACUUGUUCCACGUGGCGUCGGGGGCUCUCAUUGCUCUAUCAGACUCAUUGCGGGUCCAGGGGGACUCUGCGAUAUUUGCCGCGGACUUCCGCCUCAAAAUUCAGCUCCUCGAUCUGUUUGACAGCUGCUUCGGUAAGCAUGCGCGUCCCAUCCAGCUUUGAGCACACCCUUCUUCAGAUCUUCAGCAUGUCGGACAUCAGGUGCCCUGUCCUCUGUCUCGGUCCAGCAGACGCCACGUCUCUUAGAUAUUUGACGCUCUACCAUGACCCUUCGCCCGCUUGUGGGCUGUAUCAUGUUUCCCAAUGUCCGUGUUCCUUCUCCCAUGACCUCGGGUCACUCAUUGUUGUACGCAUCGCAAACAGUACAUGUAGUUGGCUAUGCAUCCACGCUCUUGACGAA
Molecule: messenger RNA, 1217 nt
Organism: Cutaneotrichosporon oleaginosum
Lineage: Eukaryota; Fungi; Basidiomycota; Tremellomycetes; Trichosporonales; Trichosporonaceae
Source: RefSeq, a predicted model, not a curated record